CAUCACUGACCUGCCCCUCCUGGUGUCUCACCACUCUUUAGCAACUCUGCCCCAAGAACUGAACGUCCUUUACUGCUGUUCCCGAAAUAUCCUUCUCGGCCUCAGGCUCCCUUUGGUGGGUUGAAAGGGCACUUCUAGGCUUUCCUGGGACCCUGGACUAAGGCGGGCUCCGCGGUGUGCUCCCUUAGCAUCCUGUUCCCGGCUCCUAGAAGGCGUAGAUUUUACAGUGUUACCUGCUAAUACAUCCUCCUCAUGGACUCCUAAGUUCACGAAGGCCGGGGACUGUUUUUCCCUUGUUCGUGACCUGGUACAUACAUCACAGGAAAUCCAUCAAUGUUUGAAGUGAGAAAGGUAGGGGUGAGGGGCUGAAGGGAGGCGUGGCAUUCCAGGCAGUACAGACAGGGAGGGGAGAAACUGAUGGCUUAGUGAGUAUGUGUGUGGUUUGGUGUUGAGUGUAAAAUGUGCUUGGGGGACCCUAGAAAGGCAGGUGAGAGAUGGGGUCAGAGCGUGGAGGGCCUUCUGUGGCGCCGUCAGUUUGCACUUGGGGAACGGGCAUUUAGCCUAGCAGCUGAGAUGCCUGUGCCCCACACUGGAGUGCCUGGGUUCAAAACCCAGCUGCAGACCCCAGCUUCCUGUUGAUGCAAACACUGGGAUCCCUGAAAUGGUAAUGGCUUAAGUCAUUGGGGCUCCUGCCACUCACCUGGGAAAACCGGAUGGUAUUCCUGGCUCCAGCCCCAAAUGCAGCCCAGCUUAGCCCCAGCCCCUGCCCGGCCAUCUGGAGAUGGAACCAGGAGAUAAGAACCCUCUUUGUCUGGGUGGUUUGCCUUGACUCUAUUGGAAGUAGAGGCUCGGAGACAUAGUUCGGAAGGCACCUCAGCAAGAUUCUGCAUUCAGAAGUUAACGCCUCUUGUUACCCCUCCGGAACACAGAAUUGAUUUUCCACAAUGGCUGCGGCCCCUCAAGCCCCAGCACGGGGAUCUGUCCGGAAGACGAGGCCUCUGGUUGUAAAGACGUCCUUGAACAACCCAUAUGCUAUCUGCUGGAGUGAGCUGGACAGAGACCACGUACACUUCAUCCUGCAGACCCUGGAAGACAGGUUUAGAUCAACUGGACUUCAGAAGAUUGAGGAUAAGAAGAAAAAGAAAAAAACUUGUGUCAAAAAGCAAAGCCGAGAAAAAUGCAACCUCGAUGCCGAUAUUGGCGAGGAUCCAGAGGAGAGAGAGGCAGACGCUAAGCAGCCAGCCUCGGGGUGGUCGCCUGUGCACAUCAGGAAGCAGCUGGCCAUCGGCGUCAACGAGGUCACCAGAGCCCUGGAGAGGAGCGAGCUGCUGCUGGUACUGGUGUGUAAGUCGGCCAAGCCUGCCAUCAUCACCUCUCACCUGAUCCAGCUGAGUGUGAGCAGAGCCGUGCCUGCCUGCCAGCUUCCCCGGCUCAGUGAGAGAAUCGCCCCGGUCAUUGGCUUGAAAUGUGUCCUAGCCUUGGGGUUUAAAAAGAACUCCACGGACUUCGCGGACGAAGUCAGUGCCAUCAUCCCCAGAGUACCCGAUUUAAAUGUACCCUGGCUUCAAGACACAACUGAAGGUUCCGGGGAGGCUUUGGAAAAGCCAGGCAGAGAGAUUUUGGAAACUUCAUUUGAAGACCUCUCAAAACCCAAGAGGAAACUUGCAGAAGGUCAGCCAGCCUCUGCUGUAGCGUUACAGCCCCUUAAAAUAAAGAAACUGAUUGCAAACCCUAAUAAGAAAAGGAAACCACCCAAAAGUAAAAAGACAACUUCAAAGUAAUCUUGUGUAAGCUUGUCAUCUCAUACAAUUUUUCAAAGGACGUUUUGUAAAGAUGCCUUGAAACAAUAAAAAUAAGUUUAAUUUAUGUAUGUUCUUAAGAUCCUAUUUAAUAAGAUUCCUACUUUUUGUAACCAUAUGGCAUGGAUAUAUCAAAGUUUAAAAACACUCAGUGCAGACAAUAUUUUAAAAUAUAAAAAUCAAAACUUAUUAGAAAUAAUGUCCAUGCUUUUAUAAUUGCACCUUUUAAAGGCUGGUCAUAAUGCUUAUAUGCAAGAACAUCUGUAGUCCUACAGUACUUACAUUUUUCCAUCCAACUUGGAAAAUGUGCCAAGGAAACAUGCUCCCAGGUAGUAGGGUAGGUGAAAGUGGAUUGGAGAAGCACUAUCAGUUUUAAAGGAAGAACAGUAAACGCAAAGCAAUGCAUUGUUUCAGAAGCAAUAUAUCCUUUUUGGCUUCAUGUCAAUUUGACUUCCUUGUAGGCAGACUUAGACAUAGGCUGGGGAGAAAGGCUUGAUGUUCACACAAAAAGCUAAGAUAUUUGACUAGUUAGCAGUUGCCCACUGUACAUGGUUAACUUCAUUGUAAAUUUACUCCACAUAAACAAGAUGAUGAUGAAGAUUAGGUGAAAUAUGGGAGGAUGAGGCUAAAACCAAGGGGUAGGUUCUCAGGUGGGUCUGUGUUGCAGGAGUCCCUCAGGUUGGGAAAUGGAGCCUGGUCCAUGCUCUGUGUCUGAGUGUCUGCUGUUCAGAAAAAUCACUUUCUACAGUUGGUGAGGAAGGGAUUGGAUUCCCAACAUUUUUCCCAGCCUAAAUUCCAGUGGACUCAUGGAUUAUGCCAGCUCUGUUCAUUUCCAUUUCAUUUUGUGCAAAAGGGAUACCUUAUAGAGCAUUUUCAUUAUACACAAAGAGUGUACAACAAUAAUUUUUUUGAAUCAAAUUCUAUAUAUUGUAUAUAAAUUGUUUUAAUAGCUAUUUUAUAAACAGAUUUACUGAUUCUGUAUUUUAAAAUGUUCAUUAGUAAUCUUAAGUUAUAAAGAGAAAAAUGUAGUUAAGAAUUAAAACUGGGGCCAGUGCCAUAGCUCACUUGGCUAAUCCUCCACUUGCAGCGCCGGCAUCCCAUAUGGGCACUGGGUUCUAGUCCCAGUUGCUCCUCUUCCAGUCUAGCUCUCUGCUAUGGCCCGGGAGGACAGUGGAGGAUGGCCCAGGUGCUUGGGCCCCUCCACCUACAUGGGAGACCAGGAAGAAGCACCUGGCUCCUGGCUUCAAAUUGGCGCAGUGCCGGCCGUGGUGGUCAUUUGGGGAGUGAACCAACGGAAGGAAGACCUUUCUCUCUCUGUCUAUAAAUCUA
Messenger RNA from Lepus europaeus (European hare), 3128 nucleotides. It is a transcript of the gene RPP38, whose product is annotated as ribonuclease P/MRP subunit p38. Lineage: Eukaryota; Metazoa; Chordata; Mammalia; Lagomorpha; Leporidae. Gene Ontology annotation, molecular function: ribonuclease P activity; ribonuclease P RNA binding. Gene Ontology annotation, cellular component: fibrillar center; nucleolar ribonuclease P complex; ribonuclease MRP complex. Gene Ontology annotation, biological process: tRNA 5'-leader removal. Bases 945 to 1781 code for a protein of 278 amino acids. The transcript is spliced from 3 exons. The record is from RefSeq and is a predicted model, not a curated record.